AUGCGGAGUCGCAUACGAACGGUAAUGAAUGGAGAGGGACUUUACACACGGCCCUUUCACAUACACGAGAAGAGCCGUAGUCAAGGAGAGAGACGAGUCGAAGCUCUGAUACGAUCGACCCAAAAGAAAAUAGCAGAUGCUCUUCAGCCCCGUGACAGGAUUUUGCCUUGGCUAGCACUGAACGAAGUGUUCAUGGGAGAAUUUUUGGCAGCGAGGCCAAUAACAUUGGUCAUCCAAGUCGCAGGCGAGACGCAUAAGGUCCGGUCUUCCGGUAUAUGCGUUUGCACCGGAUCGGGAUCCCGUUCAUGGUACAAAUCUAUGAACUUUCGGCCGGCCGAUACCGUGCACAAUAUCAUCGAAAUAGCCACCGGCAAGAAAUUGAAGCCGGACGAAACCAACGAUUUAUUGUACAAAUAUCAUCGAGCUCUCAUGUACCCUCCAGACGAUAAACAGAUGACGUACAUGAUACGCGAGAUGGUUCGCACGAUGCGUUGCAAAAUGGGGAAUUGCUGCUCGGAGAGGGAAAAGUGCUACAAGUUGACCGUGAAAUCGGCAGGGUUCGACGCUGGUUUGGUGAUCGAUGGAAGCAUUUCUUUGCCUUUCAACGACGGCACGACCGCCUCGUUUGAGAUCAAGCCUGAAAACUCUCUGAGACAAAUCCUUGUUACGUAG
This is a messenger RNA of Dufourea novaeangliae, 672 nucleotides long. Its product is annotated as NAD kinase 2, mitochondrial-like. Gene Ontology annotation, cellular component: mitochondrion. Gene Ontology annotation, molecular function: NAD+ kinase activity. Gene Ontology annotation, biological process: NAD+ metabolic process. The record is from RefSeq and is a predicted model, not a curated record. Lineage: Eukaryota; Metazoa; Arthropoda; Insecta; Hymenoptera; Halictidae. The transcript has 4 exons. The coding region runs from base 1 to 672 and encodes 223 amino acids.